Messenger RNA from Fraxinus pennsylvanica, 969 nucleotides. NCBI's taxonomy places the organism in Eukaryota, Viridiplantae, Streptophyta, Magnoliopsida, Lamiales, Oleaceae. The record is from the annotation of a GenBank genome assembly.
AUGGGACAUCGCUGUUGCAGCAAACAGAAAAUUAAGAGGGGGCUUUGGUCACCCGAAGAAGACGAUAAGCUUAUCAACCAUAUCACUGCCUAUGGCCAUGGCUGUUGGAGUUCUGUUGCCAAACUAGCAGGGCUGCAAAGGUGCGGGAAGAGUUGCAGAUUACGGUGGAUAAAUUACUUGAGGCCGGAUCUCAAAAGGGGUUCUUUCACUGAGCAAGAGGAGAGAACAAUCAUUGAUGUGCAUAGAAUUUUAGGCAACAGAUGGGCUCAAAUAGCCAAACAUUUGCCAGGAAGGACUGAUAAUGAAGUGAAGAAUUUCUGGAAUUCUUGCAUUAAGAAAAAGCUUAUUGCUCAAGGUUUAGAUCCCAACACUCACAAUCUCCUCUCUUCUAACAAAACCAACAUACUCAAAAACAACAUCAAUGCAAGUAACUCUUUUCGACAAGAAACGCCAGCUUUUACUAUGGAUACUUCAUCAAAAACUGCAGCAUCUGAUCUUUCAACUUUACUGCCUUGUAUUAAUAUUCCAGAAUACGAUCAUAAUAACACCAUACAGUAUACUAGCGGUUCUGAUCAAUAUCAAAAUUCUGUGGUUGUUAGCACUCAGCAUAUAAUUAGUCAAAGUGAUCUUUCGGCUUUGGAGUUUGCCAACUGUUCUUCAAUGGAAAGUAGCAAUGUCAUGUCCUCUUCUGGAUUUGGAACCCUAAAUGAGAGUUUCAUGUGGGAUGUUGGCGGCAUCGGAUUGCCAAUUGAACAACAAAAAACAGGACAAGAAGCUGAUGAAAUUGUAAUGGCGCCGCAGCGGCAGGAACAGAAUAUUAACGAGCUAAACAGUAGUAAUCAUCUGCAGAAUGUGGCCGAGGAUACUUUUGACAGCACUAGCUUUGAUUUUGAUUUUGUUGAUUCUGCACUACUGCCUUCAGGAGUUUAUUGUAAUGUCAAUUCCAUGGAUCAACUUGCCUGGGAUUAA